CAUCCCCGUCCCCUGCGCUCGUGAUCUCGGCGGCGGCGGCGGCUUUCCCACGGUUAUUCUGCAGCACGUUCAAAAUCGUUAAAUGGGUAAGGCAAAGCGUGCAUCAAUUUUUAUCAGGCUCGUUUCAGCAGCCGGAACUGGAUUUUUCUACGUGAAGCGCAAGAAUCCUCGACGCAUCACAGAGAAGCUUGAGUUCAGGAAGUACGAUCCACGUGUAAACAAGCAUGUUCUGUUUACAGAAGCGAAGAUGAAGUGAGAGCAGUCUUUCUUCGGUGCCCAGACCUCUGUACCGUUCACUUUGGUCUGAAGACAAUGCUACAUUUAUUACCUUAUUAUUAUAGGUUCUAGAAUGUGAUCUUUCAUGUACACAACCCUAAUGUGCAUGUGUUUUAUCUUGCUGGCAGAAAUACAGCAUGAAUUUUCACU
Lolium rigidum is the source of this 426-nucleotide messenger RNA. RefSeq names its product 50S ribosomal protein L33-like. NCBI's taxonomy places the organism in Eukaryota, Viridiplantae, Streptophyta, Magnoliopsida, Poales, Poaceae. The transcript is spliced from 2 exons. The record is from RefSeq and is a predicted model, not a curated record. Gene Ontology annotation, molecular function: structural constituent of ribosome. Gene Ontology annotation, biological process: translation. Gene Ontology annotation, cellular component: ribosome; large ribosomal subunit. The coding region runs from base 83 to 256 and encodes 57 amino acids.